Schistocerca gregaria is the source of this 1089-nucleotide messenger RNA. RefSeq names its product N-glycosylase/DNA lyase-like. Lineage: Eukaryota; Metazoa; Arthropoda; Insecta; Orthoptera; Acrididae. Gene Ontology annotation, molecular function: 8-oxo-7,8-dihydroguanine DNA N-glycosylase activity; damaged DNA binding. Gene Ontology annotation, cellular component: nucleus. The coding region runs from base 25 to 1020 and encodes 331 amino acids. The transcript is spliced from 4 exons. Gene Ontology annotation, biological process: nucleotide-excision repair; base-excision repair; base-excision repair, AP site formation. The record is from RefSeq and is a predicted model, not a curated record.
AAUAACAGACUUAGCUCCUCCCCUAUGCAAGUGUCCGGUACAAUUCGUAUUGUAUCCUCUAACCCCCUCAACCUUGCAAACACCCUUCCGUCUGGUCAAAGCUUCAGAUGGAAACUCUGUAGAAGCCACACUUGGAUAGGCGUUAUCGAUAAUCACGUCAUUUCCCUGAAACAAAAUUCACCCUCUUUGAUAUCAUAUACUGCAGAACCUUGCGCCAGUUCAGAAGCUAUCAAAAAUAGACUCAUCGACUAUUUUAGAUUAGAAAGCCCUCCACUCAGAGAAUUGUACCGACAAUGGGGUCAAUCGACCAAAACUAACCAUGCUGAAAACCAUACAGCAGAUAUCAACGCAGACUUCAAGAAAAAAGCGCAAAAAUUGGAUGGAUUGAGAUUGCUAAGACAAGAUCCUUAUGAAUGUACUUUCUGUUUUAUAUGUAGCCAAAACAAUCAUACUAAACGCAUUUCAAGCAUGGUCGAAACGCUGUGUAACGUCUAUGGGUCAUUUAUCGCGACGGUUGACGGUGUCGACUAUUACGCAUUCCCAAAAAUUGAUCAGCUGCUUCGAGCAACAGAACCUGAAUUGCGCGGACUCGGGUUUGGGUAUCGCUCUAAAUAUAUAGUCGAGUCAGCUAAAAUUGUCAAGGAGAAUGGCGGAGAAACUUGGCUCAGAUUACAGAAAUUGGUACCGACAGACGUAGCUAAGUUGGCACUUCUAUCUUUACCGGGCAUAGGUCAUAAGGUUGCAGAUUGUAUUGCUCUGUUCUCUAUGGAGAGAUUGGAUGUGGUUCCUGUCGAUACGCAUGUCUGGAAAAUAGCGAUGAGAUAUCUACCAAAACGAAAAAAAAAUUCAUCAACUUAUCAAUACAUAGCAGACUUUUUCAAGGAGAAGUUUGGUCCAUAUUGCGGAUGGGCGCACACAAUAUUAUUUGCAGCUGAAUUGAAGACAUUUCAAACAGUUAUGGAUGAGGAUUCUAAAGUCAAUAAGUCCAAAACCAAAGCUAAAAAAACUGCCAAUUUAUGAAUGGGAUAAAUUAGGGAAUUCGACCAAUACUUCGCACACAUUAUUAAAAAGUUUCCAUAUUUGCACGUC